Pisolithus orientalis is the source of this 1768-nucleotide messenger RNA. RefSeq lists its product as uncharacterized. Lineage: Eukaryota; Fungi; Basidiomycota; Agaricomycetes; Boletales; Pisolithaceae. The record is from RefSeq and is a predicted model, not a curated record. Bases 376 to 1527 code for a protein of 383 amino acids. The transcript has 6 exons.
GCAGACGCGUUGUUUGUCUUGGUUGACGUAGAACAUAAGUGCAGCUUAUGUAAACUCAACAGGUAGCUUUGAAUUUGCUUUCCUUAAUUCCAAGGGUCCACCAGUGGGUCUCCAGCACGAAGCGCUUGCGAGUGGAGCUGCCAAGCUGGAAUGACGAGCGGUGGUGGGCGACGAUCGGAAUCUACCAGCACCCCAUAUUUCAUCAUGCAAACUCAACGCUUAAUCGAUUACCAUGGAAGUCUUUCUCAAGGACGAUCUACGCUGGUCCACGAUUGGUAUAUCAAUAACAUCAGGAAACGGGUGCCCGAAAAACGAGCAUGAGGGUAUAUAACUGUACACGUAUUUUUGAUCUCGCAUUCCCCCUUCACACCCCAGAUGCCCUCUUCAUCCUUAAAGCCAUCUAUUGGAAUGCCGGCGUGGACCGAUGAACUCCUCCGAAAAUCGUUGUUGGCAGAGGACAUUAUCGAUGCUCAUUUUCAUCUGUUUUCCCGCAGAUCAAGGUCGAGAGUACUCCAUCCGCGUACGUUAAAUGCCAACACCGCUCUCCUCAAGAGCAGUGCAAAGUACUUCGACGAUCUAUUCAGCUCGAAUGUCAUUCCAUCUGACGCGGUGAUAAUCAAUGUGAAGACAACGGAUGUUGUCUUUGAUGGGCUUCAGCUGGAUGACUAUGGUUAUGGAAGUGACAGCGACCUCGAAGACGAGGACGACGGCACCAUUGUCAAAAGUGAUACUGACGUCUUACUAUCAUCAACCCACUCACGUGUGGCCACAGGUUCCGAUUAUGACGAUAGGGACUCACAUCCCUACUUAGCGGAUACAUCAAGUUCUGCUGGAGAUUAUACCUUUCCCGUCCAACAGAAUGGCUUAGACGCGACCAGUCCAAUGUUAUCGUGGGGUUCCCAGAAUGUCCAGCCUAACAGCAUGACAUCGUUGUCUGACCGGGGCUGCCAUGUCUUUGUCAAGGAUACCGCAUUUGAGACAUGGUACUCCCUCAUGUACUAUCUCUACACAGGUAAUAUUGCAUUUUCGCCUCUCAAGUCGUCGGGCCCACAAGGGCCUCAAAGAUUUUCUCGCACGGCAAAGCCAAGGCCGCAAUGCUCGGCAAAGUCGAUGUACAGCCUAGCGACCAAGCUCGGUAUCGAAAAACUCCGUGAUCAGGCCUUUGCUUCUAUUCGUAGCAGUGUGGAUGAAAAAAACUUAUUACAAGAACUGGCGUGCAGUUUUGCCGGAAAGUAUCCGCCCAUUCUGGAAAUGGAACUUGAUUUACUUGCGCGAAAGAUAGCAAGUGCAUCCAUCGUCGAAGGUUUCCCUGACCUCAUGAAACGGAUUGCUCAGAAAGAGCUGUCCCAUGGUGCCGAUAUUAUGAUUGGACUCCACUCACGGAUUCUUCACAAGCACUAUUUAUCUCAACAACCUGCUCGAGCCCCCUUGCCCCGGCGUGAAUCAGUCGAGUCUAUCACAGUCCUGCCCCCACCACUUAAGGAAAUUCCUGUUAAGACAUCGCCUCAGCAAAAUUUUUGGUUCUGACUGCCGUCUAUCUGGUUCAACUGCACUAAACUUUUAGGGAUACUGGAGUCAGACAUUGGGGUCUACGUAUAUACUUGGCACGCUGUCAAUCACAUCACAGCCGAAAAUGUCCGCAUUUGCCUUAGGCUUGCCUCGGACUUUGUCCUGCAUAAACGGAGCCGAUCAUGUUAGAGCUCCGGGAAUCUGCCUCGUUUUAAGAUGCAGUCACCUCCUGUUGUGUGUAUUAGUGUCAGGCAAGGAG